Molecule: messenger RNA, 2106 nt
Organism: Aureobasidium namibiae CBS 147.97
Lineage: Eukaryota; Fungi; Ascomycota; Dothideomycetes; Dothideales; Saccotheciaceae
Product: putative 1,4-glycogen branching enzyme
Exons: 5
Coding region: 1-2106 (701 amino acids)
Biological process (GO): glycogen biosynthetic process
Cellular component (GO): cytoplasm
Molecular function (GO): 1,4-alpha-glucan branching enzyme activity; cation binding; hydrolase activity, hydrolyzing O-glycosyl compounds
Source: RefSeq, a predicted model, not a curated record
AUGGAUCCUAUCAACCAAUCUUCCGACAACACCAUCGCCGGUCACACAGCCGCCGACGACAUUCCCAAUGACGGCACUGGCGUCAUCAAGCUCGAUCCUUGGCUCUCGCCCUUCAAGGACGCCCUGAAGAGCAGAUACUCCAAGGCCCAGCAGUGGAUCAAGACAAUUGACGAGACUGAAGGCGGUCUGGAAAAGUUCAGUCGAGGCUACGAGACUCUAGGCUUCAACGUCAAGCCCAAUGGCGACAUAGUAUACCGCGAGUGGGCCCAAAGCGCCCUCAGAGCUUACCUCAUCGGUGACUUCAACAACUGGAACCGCGAUUCGCACGAGAUGAAGAAGAACCAGUAUGGCGUCUUCGAGAUCAUCUUGCCUCAGCAGAACGGCCAGCCCGCCAUUCCCCACGAUUCAAAGAUCAAGGUCUCCUUCGUCGUACCCAACGAUCACGCCAGACAAGAGCGCAUUCCCGCCUGGAUCACCAGAGUCACCCAAGACUUGAACGUCUCUCCCGUCUACGAUGCGCGCUUCUGGAACCCUCCCAAGAACGAGCGUUACACCUUCAAGCACCCCAAGCCCCCGAAGCCAAAGAGCGCUCGUAUCUACGAGGCCCAUGUCGGUAUCUCGUCGCCCGACCCAAAGGUCGCCACAUACAAAGAGUUCACGCAAAACACACUACCCAGGAUUCACCACUUGGGCUACAAUGUCAUCCAGCUCAUGGCUAUCAUGGAGCACGCAUACUACGCCAGUUUUGGCUACCAAAUCAACAGCUUCUUCGCUGCAAGCAGUCGCUACGGUCUGCCCGACGAGCUGAAAGAGCUUAUCGACACUGCCCACAGUCUGGGUAUCACUGUUCUGCUGGACGUUGUUCACAGUCACGCUUCGAAGAAUGUGCUUGAUGGUCUGAACAUGUUCGACGGUAGCGAUCACCUUUACUUCCACGAGGGCGCAAGAGGUAGACACGAGCUUUGGGACAGCAGACUGUUCAACUACGGCCAUCACGAGGUCCUGCGAUUCCUGCUGAGUAACCUUCGCUUCUGGAUGGAGGAGUACAACUUUGAUGGUUUCCGUUUCGACGGUGUCACCAGCAUGCUCUACACCCAUCAUGGAAUUGGUACGGGCUUCUCUGGAGGCUACCACGAGUACUUCGGCCCUGGAGUCGACGAGGAUGGCGUUGUCUACCUCAUGAUUGCCAACGAGAUGUUGCACUCGCUCUACCCCGACUCUAUCACCAUUGCCGAAGAUGUCUCAGGCAUGCCUGCUCUCUGCUUGGCCCUCUCUCUCGGUGGUAUCGGCUUCGACUACAGACUUGCCAUGGCCAUUCCCGAUCUGUACAUCAAGUGGCUGAAGGAGAAGGAGGACAUUGACUGGGACAUGGGCAACCUCGCCUUCACCCUUACAAACAGAAGACAUGGUGAAAAGACCAUCGCAUACGCAGAGUCUCACGACCAGGCUCUGGUUGGUGACAAGACCCUUCUGUUCUGGUUGUGUGACGCCGAGAUGUACACCAACAUGUCUACUUUGAGCGAGUUCACUCCCGUCAUUGAGCGCGGUAUGGCUCUGCACAAGAUGAUCCGACUCAUCACCCAUGGUCUUGGUGGCGAGGGCUAUCUCAACUUUGAAGGCAACGAGUUCGGACAUCCCGAAUGGCUCGACUUCCCUCGUGAGGGUAACGGCAACAGCUUCCACUACGCUCGCCGUCAAUUCAACCUCGUUGAUGACAAGCUGCUCCGCUACCACUUCUUGAACGACUUCGACAGCAAGAUGCAGUGGACCGAGGAGAAGUAUGGCUGGUUGCACUCCGAUCAGGCAUACAUAUCCCUGAAGAACGAGAACGACAAGGUCAUUGUCUUCGAGCGUGCCGGCCUGCUCUGGAUCUUCAACUUCCACCCUACAAACAGUUUCACCGACUACCGCGUUGGUGUCGAGCAAGGAGGUACUUACCGUAUCGUCCUGAACUCCGAUAGCAAGUCAUUUGGCGGUCUGGGCCGUGUCGACGAGAGCACCCGCUUCUUCACCACCGACUUUGCCUGGAACGACAGAAAGAACUUCCUCCAGGUCUACAUCCCCACGAGAUCAGCUAUUGUUCUUGCUCUCGAAUCCACUUUGUAA